GGAUUUUUUUUUUUUGCUCUUUUGGAUGUGACUGUAACUGCAACAACAUUAAUAACCAGAGUGAACAAGAGUCUCAAGGAGAGAUGGAAAAUGAUCUCUGGAUCUAUCUGCUGUGCUUCCUUAAGGCUGUUUUCUGCACAAGUCCAGAAGACAGCAUUAUUUGUAAACGGGAUGUUUGCUAUGUUCUGCACACUAGCAAGGCCAGCUUUGAAACCUCAUCCCACUCCUGUGGGAACAGCAGCUUUCUGACAGAUUUGGCCACCGAGGAAGACAAUGAAUAUGUCCUUAAACUCUUCUCCAGCUCUUCUUCACAUUUGAAUGGAAACUUUGUUUUCUGGAUAGGUCUGAAGAGAAACAAACUGAGCUGCACACAGGAACACGUAAAUCUCCGUGGAUUCAACUGGAUCGCAUGGCAUGAAGACAGGUCAGAAGUAAGUAAAUGGAGGAAAGAACCAGAACACACAUGCAUGACCACACGCUGUGGAGUGUUUGCAGUUGACUUUAGUGAGGGUCAUUUAUUAAACUGGGGCUGGGAGGAGGCACAGUGUUCAAAGGAAUACGGCUUUAUUUGCAAACUCAGUCCCCCUAGCAUGUGUAGUGCGCCUCAGAUCCCACAAAUAAAGGAUAUAAAAUACAGGACUGUGAAGAAAUCAAAUGUGCCAAUGACCUUUUUUCCACAGAGUACUGUGGCUGAAGUCACUUGUUCAUCUGAAAGGAAAAUCAAUCUAUUGUGUCACAAUCACCAAUGGAAAUUGGCAAAUGAAGAUGCACCAGACCUGACAAAGCUUUGCCAGUGCCCAGAUGGUUUCAGAUCUAAUGAUCAGGGGAAUUGCUUUGAUAUUGAUGAAUGUAUUAACACGGAAGGAAGCUUUUCCUGUGAGUGUGAUGAAAAAGCUGGGUACCUUGGAGAAGUUCGGAAAUCCUGCAAAUCCAAGCCAGCAGACACCACGACGCCUGGCAUUGCGGAGAAGGCUACUACGCUCAAGGACAUGGCAAACAAACAGAUCCCAGCAGCGAUUUCUACACACGUACCCUCCUCGCGUCGGGCUCUGGGCGAGAGAGACCCGUCUUCUACCUUCGGCGUGACGUCCACAGCACUCAACAGAAACUCGGGCCCAAGGUGCUCGAGCCAGUCUUGGUGGCUGCUGUGGUCCUGGCUGCUGUGGGCGAUACUGUAUAGUUUCAGGGAUUCUCACGUGUUGCUUUAGGAAGAACUCCAAGAAAAUAACAGGUAACAAAGAGAAAGAAUCAGCUGGUUCCUUGGACCUUGACCCAAACUGUGUGGACUUGUCAGAACAAAAAAAUGAGAAAGACAGUAAUGCUGACCGAUACGUAAUGUUACAUAAUGGACAAUUCACAAUAACAUGAAAUCUUAGACUAAGAGUCCAACUGUGACUUGGGAACAUUCCUUGGUGAUAUUCUGCUAUGUACUACGUAUCACGAAUCUCUAUAAUAAUCUAUCACAAUGUUUCUAAUACUAUCAUAGUUUAUCGUAAUGUUUCCAUCACUAUCAUAAUUGAUCACAAUGUAACUAUCACUAUCAAAGUCCUUUUGCUUUGUUUCUAAAUCAUUUCAUUAAAUGAGAAUAGAGAUAUGCUUAUUUUUGACAUCUCUGUUUUUUCUAAGAUGUUAAAAUCAGUUUAUGAUAUGGCAAGUGUAUUAACAGGUUUUUUUCAUACAUACUUUUUUAAUUCUGUCUUCAUAUUUAAUCUCUGUUUUUACUGUUCCAGAAAAAUACAAUUUAUAGAAAAUACGAUCCAAUAUUGUAUAUGACAAGUUGAAAAAUCAACAUAACCUAUCGUGUAAAUGCUGAGCAGGAAUAUUUGCUAUGUAACAUCGCCAUCUGUAUAAAACACGUUUCUUAAAAAUUGAUUUAUAUUUUUUUGCAAUUUAAAA
Lepisosteus oculatus (spotted gar) is the source of this 1896-nucleotide messenger RNA. RefSeq names its product C-type lectin domain containing 14A (gene clec14a). The record is from RefSeq and is a predicted model, not a curated record. Gene Ontology annotation, molecular function: extracellular matrix protein binding; extracellular matrix binding. Gene Ontology annotation, biological process: cell migration. Gene Ontology annotation, cellular component: extracellular matrix; external side of plasma membrane. NCBI's taxonomy places the organism in Eukaryota, Metazoa, Chordata, Actinopteri, Semionotiformes, Lepisosteidae.